UCAGAAGCGGCGUUUACCUUGACAACAGCAUCAAUCAAGAUAUCAAUGGCGGAUAUAGUAAGCACUUUACCAGAUGCCAUUCUCUGUCACAUUCUUUCUUUUCUGGAAACCAAACAAUCUGUUGCCACUACAAUUCUUUCCAAGAGAUGGAAGUAUCUAUGGCGAUCAGUUCCCGUUCUGGACUUAGGCCGCAGCGCAGUGACAGAUCAAAACGCCUAUAUCCGCUUUAUCCAUUUCGUAUACUCCGUUUUGCUCUUCAGAGAUCCCGCACUUCCCAUUCAAAAAUUCAAACUUAUUUUUGGUUACCAUAUUCAUCAAAUUGUCCGUCCUUACUAUCCGAUGGACACUAUCACUAAAUGGGUUGAUUUUGUUGUACAACGGCGUGUUGAGUACAUUGAUCUCCAUGUUGAUCUCCAUGUGGGAACAGAGUAUUUGCCCAAAUUGCCUAUCAGUAUUCUCACCUGCAAUACACUUGUGGUUCUCAAGCUUGUUUGUUUCAAUGUGGUAGAGCUUUUUUCUCCUGUUGCUCUUCCAUCUCUUAAAACCCUACAUUUGGAUAAUAUUAUGUUUCCUGAACUUCGAGAUUUUAUGCUGUUUUUAGUUGGAUGUCCAAUUCUUGAGGAUUUAUCCACAUUUGAUGUGGCAUUUGAUUCUGAGGAAUCUCUUACCUGUGACGAGUGGAAGAGUUUUUGCUUAACUAACUUGACCACAGCUGAUAUUGAUUGCUAUUGCAAUCAUUUUCCGCUGAAAGCAGUUCACAAUGUAUCUUCUCUCCGCUUACAAAUUGACCAGGAGAAUUGCCGUAAUGAUUUCAUUCAUACUUUUCAUAACUUGACCAAACUGGACUUGUUUUGCUCUUCUCUCCAUUAUAACUGGAAAAUGGUAAUAGAAGUUCUCAAGCAUUGCCCUAAGCUUCAAAAGCUUCACCUUAAUGAGGUUGAGCUAGAAGAAGGAUUAUGGACUAGAAACGAUGACAAUGAAAAUUGGGUGGAUCCAGAUUUUGUUCCCCAAUGCCUUUCAUUACACCUUAGAACUUGCUAUAUAUCGAGUUUCUUUGGCCUACAUGGUACUGAGCUUAUGCUAGCAAAGUAUAUUUUGAAGAAUGCAAAAGUUUUACAAACCAUGAACAUCUGGAACAGUGGACAACCCGAAAUAAAACAACAAUUAUCCUCAAGCCCAGUGGCCUCUGCAACAUGUAAACUUACGGUUUAUUACGUUCCAUAGGAAUAAUGGAAUACCGCUGCAAGAAGACGUAUCAACGGAUAAAUGUGAGGAAGGGUAUGUCGUGGUGGUGUUUGCUACAAAUUUUUGUACUGGUAUUAUGCAGCAGGAGUAUGGAAGGAAACCUUUGAUUUUAGUUUGUAGAGCGGAUGGUUUUGGACAUGGUAGCUAUAUUAUAUGCACUUGAUGAAAUGUCUUGAUAAUUACUUAUAACCUGUAAGCUACUAAUGUUUUGAAAGUAUGUAUGAAGUGUGGAGGUGGCGGAACUGAACUCCAUAACUAUCAGGUAGCAUGCUUCAAGUCAUUUAUCUUUGUAUGUAGAAUGAUUUGUUUUUUAGUUGUUGAUGUUAAAGUGAUACUGCACUUAUUUUGUAGUUUAAUUCAUGUAAACCUAGCAAAUUUCAUUGGUUAUUUUGUCUUUUGAUAUAUGAAAUAGAUAGAUAGAUAUGCUAUGGUUUAGACGCUUGAAAUAUAGCGA
Trifolium pratense (red clover) is the source of this 1699-nucleotide messenger RNA. RefSeq names its product F-box/FBD/LRR-repeat protein At4g00160-like. Bases 46 to 1224 code for a protein of 392 amino acids. The transcript has 5 exons. The record is from RefSeq and is a predicted model, not a curated record. Gene Ontology annotation, molecular function: protein binding. NCBI's taxonomy places the organism in Eukaryota, Viridiplantae, Streptophyta, Magnoliopsida, Fabales, Fabaceae.